This is a messenger RNA of Ectocarpus siliculosus, 2337 nucleotides long. The record is from the annotation of a GenBank genome assembly. NCBI's taxonomy places the organism in Eukaryota, Phaeophyceae, Ectocarpales, Ectocarpaceae.
CUGACCUGUAUGUAGCAGCGCGGAUCGGAUGUCAUAUAUUAUUAUUGUUUGUUGCCCCCGCCCCCCUGUGGGCAGAACUGCCCCACCACUUACAGCUGCUGCUGCUGUCAUCUAGCGAAAGGAGAAGAACGAGCUCGUUCGCAACGACUACAACAGCAGCCUACAGCAGCAGAAGUAGUAGCACACUACAAAUCAUGGCGGAACCCCAGGCCGAAGGACACAAGGCAGAGGGGGAGGUCGAUGUGGAGGGAUACAAGGCAGAGAUUCGGAGGACGUUCGCCCUCGUCGAGCCGAUAUCUGUCCAAGCCGCCGGGAUUUUCUACCCAACGCUUUGGGAGGUGGACACGUCGACGAAGCCUCUGUUCAAGGACACCGACAUGGACAAGCAGGGCGAGAAGCUCAUGAAGACCCUGGGCGUGGCCGUGGCGAUGCUUAACAAGAUGGACACCCUUAAACCGAUCCUGGAAAACCUGGGGCGUAAGCAUGUGGACUACGGGGUGACCCCGGAGAUGUACCCGUCCGUGGGCAAGGCCCUCCUCAUCACCUUCGAAAAGGGGCUGGGGGAGGAGUGCACCCCGCUUACAACCAAGGCCUGGACUUGGGUGUUCGGCAUCAUCUCGAGCAUAUGCAUCGCCGCCGCGAGCGAGGUAAAGCCCGAGGAAAAGCCCGAGGAAAAGUGAGCUAGCCACUCCGGCGGGCUACGAGCGAGCAAGAUCAUCAACGGAUACCACAUACGAAAGUCCACUCACCCCUCACUCGCAUCCAUACAUUGCGUGACUUGAGGAGGGAGGAUUUCCGAUUGUUGCCGUAUUCUGGUUCUCUCGUUUCUUCUUCUCUGGUUUCCGGGGGAUAACGUCCUACCCAAACCUUACCUAAUGAUAGUAGUAACGUUGAGUUUGUUAUGUGGGUUGGAAUUGGUUCCGCCGCCACCUUGGCUGGGUCGUUUGUGUAGAUUGCGCCUGUGCAGACAUGGAAGGAGCGAUGUGAUUGAAUUUGGGGGGGGGUUCUUGGCGAGAGAUUUUCGCGGUGCUGUGAUUUGAUGGAGUUUUGUCGCCGUCCAUCCUCGAACAACAAACAGCAGAGAGGGUUGGUAACAUUUGUGCCGUUUAUUUUUUCUCAACCAAAAAAUCACAAAAUCACAUUAGGGCUGUAUCCACAGACAAGAGUCCAGGAGUAAUAACUCAAGUAGUGUUGCACAUGAUACCAGGAUUUGGAUAUACAUAUGCAUGUCCUACAGCAGUUCAAUGUAGUUAGGCAGCAGGUAGGUCUUUCUUGUUGUUCGAGAAAUCUUCCGAAAGCCCAGGACCCACGGGUUGUAGUCUAGCCAAUAUUGAGUCUCCACGACGAGACAGGGUCCGCGGAGAUUUCUGUGUGUAGUCAAGCUUGGUGUAGUGUAUAUUUCAGUUGGAAUUAUUAGUGGUUGAGAUAGCUCGGGCAGGGGGUGCCCCAUGUUGUCGGUGGUCACCACCCAACCAAGGGAGAAGGGGUUAACGAAGCAAGAACAUUUACCUUCGACACCACGUACAAUACAGCAGCAGCAGUGGCCUGGGUGCGUCCCGCACUGGCCACCAUCAUCACGGUUGGGCCGCCGUCGGAAGAGGAAGGGAACAAGACUAGUAGAGGUCAACUACGCAGCAGUAGUUCGUGAGUUGUUGUCCAGCCGGUCGAGCAUGCGCCUUGAUCGUCUCACCGCUGUGUAGGGCUGGAGGCCGUCGUUCGUGGACACGCCGACGACAGAGUUUCGCAUAAAACCCUACGCGCCCACCAUGUGUAGGCUAGACUACAUUCAAAUAGUGGGCUUUAUAUACCUUUCUUGCAUUCCCCUUUUUACAUACCACGCAAAUACAAAAAGUCGGCAUUUUCAGGGUGGUCGCAAAAUCCGGACGUGUUUAUCACGCAAGUCUCUCCUCGUGAUGGCAGCCGUACGCUGCAUUGGACCCAGGGUCUCGAGUCACAAGGGACCAAUGUCGUCAUUGGGCACAUGCAGUAGAAGCGAAAGCAUACAGAGUACCGCAGUAGUGGGAACAAGCUCCACUGCUAUAUUUACCCCUUGGAAAUACAUUAUAUAUUGCUCACUCACACCGCUUGUGCAAGAACACUGUACGUACUCUACAUACCAGGUAAAUCAUGGAUAGCCGCAACCCUCGGGACUGCCAAAAAAAAACAAAGGCCCCACUGUUGCGACAUAGACUGUGCCUGCGGAGAGACAAACCUGGCGCAUGGCGCCGCCUCUGUCACACUUGUACAGCAAGGCAGGUCAGGUCGCUGUUGCGCUUCCCGCCACCAAAACCACGGCCCAUGCCGGGGCGGCCGAUCGAUCCGUCGUGCAACAAGGAA